This is a messenger RNA of Anthonomus grandis grandis, 631 nucleotides long. Its product is annotated as general odorant-binding protein 83a-like. Gene Ontology annotation, molecular function: odorant binding. The coding region runs from base 43 to 450 and encodes 135 amino acids. The transcript is spliced from 6 exons. The record is from RefSeq and is a predicted model, not a curated record. Lineage: Eukaryota; Metazoa; Arthropoda; Insecta; Coleoptera; Curculionidae. Gene Ontology annotation, biological process: sensory perception of smell.
AAACACUUGUCGCCAUAGGCUUUGCUUGAUUAAAUGUAAGCAAUGUUUGUGUUGCUUCUGGUUAUCGCUGGUUUCCAUAUUUAUCCUGCCGUAGUGGCAAUGAGCGAUGAAAUGAAAGAACUGGCCCAAAUGCUGCAUAAUACAUGUGUAGCAGAGACGGGUGUUUCUGAAGCUCUUAUCGACAAAGUAAACAACGAAAAAGUGUUCGAAGAUGACGAAAACCUGAAAUGUUACAUUAAAUGUCUCAUGGCUCAAAUGGCUUGCAUAGAUGACGACGGGAUUAUAGAUGAAGAAGCCACCAUCGCUGUACUACCAGAGGAAGUACAAGACAUUGCUGCUCCAGUUAUUCGUACAUGUGGAACUAAAAGAGGUAAAAGUCCAUGCGAAAACGCCUGGUUAAGCCAUAAAUGCUAUGCAGAAAUGAGACCCGAUGUCUAUAUGCUGGUUUAAUUGACAGAUUUAAGGGAAUACAUUAUCACAGAAGGGAUGUUCAUGAACACUGCAGCUAAUAGAAGGAUGCUCGCUUUUAUUGCACUUUAUAUUUUAAUAAAUUAUAAACGUAAAGGAACAAACUCGUUAUAUUUUCAUGCUUUGAGUAAUUAAUGUUUUGGCAAUAAAAACCCAUGCAUUA